GGACUGGCAGCCCAAGGCGUGGUGGGCAAACUGCAAAAGAGCUCAGAGCGGCAAGAGAGGGAUUCCUCCCCCCACCCCCUCUGGACUCUCGGGCGCGCACGCCCUCGCUGAGCUGCUCUGAACCCUCUCCGAAGGCACCAGCUCGGAGCAGAAGGCGGCAAAGAGGAUUGCGGCAGCCCUCCUCUGUGCUCUUCCCCCCUCCCCUUCCUUCUUAAGGGGCUGAUUUUUGCCACACUGGCGGCGAGGUUGGCUUAGCGCGCGUCGCCUGCCUGGUGCGUGUGCGCGCGCGCAAGGAGGUGCGGCCGAGAAGCGGGAGGAAGAGAUGUCUCAGGUCGGAGGCAAAGUUGUGCUGAUGCUGAGCGUGGUGUGCUUGACCGCCUGCCUGGCUGCCGUGAGGGGGCUGCCCUUGAGGAAGCAACGCAGCAACAGCCCGAAGGAGAGGAACUACAAACUGGUGGAGAUCUCCACUUCAUCAGAUAUUGCUUCUAUCAAAGAAGAGGAGAUUCCACGGUCUAACCGAGUACGAAACCUAAGGCAAAAUGGACAAGUCAUGCCACGCCGGCAUAAACGCCGUUGGCCAUCGCAGCAGGUGACAAGGAACCAGUUAGCAUCACUUCAGCCUAGUGGUACAAUCCAGGAAGAGAGUACACCUUUUGUGCUGGAUUUACAGAACCUUCCAGGCUUAGCUAAUGUGGAUCUGAGUGCCCAGAACCCAAACAUACAGGUGACCAUAGAGGUAGUAGAUGAUCCACAGGCUGAGAUGGAGAUGGACCUGCUGAAGGAGACCAACAAUGACUGGUCUCUGACUUCUUCUGAAUGGCUGUCCCACAAAGACCUCUUCUGGCCCCUCUUCUGGGAGUACACAGACCCUGUGGAGGAGAGGGAUGAAGAUGGCAACUUGGAUAUAAAGAACCGAGAGGAUGAGGAGGAGGAAGAAGACUAUACAUCAGAGUAUGAUGAGGAGGAGACAGUUCUGAGUGGAGUGGGAGGAGACUGGGACCAGAGGUGGCCCAGUCAGAAGAACUGGAUCUUUAAAGAGAAGUACAAUUAUGACUAUGAAGAUGAAGAGGAAUGGAGCUCUUGGUCCCCUUGCAGUGUCACUUGCGGUAGUGGCAAUCAGAAGAGAACCCGGUCUUGUGGCUAUGCUUGUACAGCUACAGAGUCGAGAACCUGUGACUUGCAACGCUGUCCUGGAGCAGAUGGGGAUUUGGCUUUCACCACUGAAGAGCCGUCAUUUGAAGCUGAGAAUGCCACAGAGAUCUUAAACUCAGAUGUGGACAGUUGUGAAAAGUGGUUGAAUUGCAAAAGCGACUUCCUCAACAAAUACCUGAGCAAAGUACUUUCAGACUUGCCCAGCUGUCCCUGCUCUUACCCACUGGAAGCUGUGUACAGUGCUGUGAACUUGCGAGAUGAGCAGCAGGGCAAAAACUUUCGCUGGCGGGAUGCCAGCGGGCCCAAGGAACGACUGGACAUCUACAAGCCCACUGCCCGUUUCUGCCUCCGCUCCAUGCUCUCCUUGGACAGCACCACACUGGCUGCCCAACAUUGCUGCUAUGACGAGAACACCAAGCUGAUCACCCGAGGCAAGGGGGCUGGCGCUCCCAACCUCAUCAGCACAGAGUUCUCCCCAGAGCUUCACUACAAGGUGGACAUGCUGCCUUGGAUCCUCUGCAAGGGAGACUGGAGCCGAUAUCAUGCCGUGCGGCCUCCCAAUAAUGGGCAUCGGUGUGCUGACAACCCUCCAGAGGACGAGUACCUCUCUCAGCUACAAGAGGCCAGGGAGUAUUAGCAGAGACAGGAAGUGGGGCCAUGAGGGAACAGCUUCAGUUUCCUACACAGUCUGCUAAGAGCACAUAGCAGGACCAUGUUUCUUUCCCCCCUUUUACAUCAGCAAAGGCCCCUGGUUCAGAGAGGCUGCAGAGUUACCCCUUGCUCUUGAGAACAAGGUAGCCUGUAGGAAAGCUUCAUAACAGUGGCUCUAGUCAUCUCUUUUCUAUGACAGCCUGCAGUUCACUUCUUGACAUCCUUGUUAUCCCAGCAACUGCCACUGUCCAUUUGACUUUAACUCUCACUCCAGAGAGUUUUCUGUAGCCAACAGAUUGUCUCUUGGGAUUCCUGGAAAAGCCCAGGGAAGUGGAAAAGGGUGGUAGCAAUGGCAGGUGAAGGGCUGGUUUUAAAAGAAAGGCCUACCUUGCUUAUUUUGUACUGCAUUUGUGACACUCUCACAAAGCAGACUUCGAUGUUCUUGUGGCUCAAAAUAAUCUGGUGUCUGAAUGGCUUCACCUAACCAUCUAAUGUGGUUUGGGAGGGAUGGCAUUACACCAAAAUUAUGUUUAAGAUAAAGUAGGCUUUCAGUCAGAUCUCCCAACUUCUGUAAUCUGAGAUGGUCCAGGGAAGAGAGAGGGUCAGGUCUUCCCUAUUUCUUACAUUUCUCACAAUUUGGGAGAAGCUGGGGAAGUGCAAGUUCUAGGAUGGGUAUGAAAACACAGCCACUGAAGUUACAACUAGGGGGAGGGAUGGGGGAGGAAAUGACCAAAUAUUUCUAUUCAUAUUCUUUCCAGUUUGUUGGAUAUUCUUAGAGGAAAAUAUUAUUUAGCAGAGCUAGAAAUGAGCAGCGCAGCAAAGAAUACGCAGAGAUCAUGCGUGGGUUUAAAAGAAUAUGAUUGCUUUACUUAAAACUACAAGGGAAGGGUAAACUGGGAAGAAAAUAACAGACACUAACUUCCUACAUGUUUACAGCUAGAGAACAAAACUAGGAAUGGUUUCUCUUCUUCAAACUUAAACAAAGAGAGGAAGAGAUGCCAUAAAAUGUAGAAUAGGCAAUACAUUGAUUUCCAGUCACAACACUCAAUUACUCAUCAUUUAACUAAGACCUCCUACAGACUUUUGUUGGUUUUCUCUCUACCUAACAGAUAGGUUACAGUAAACACAUGUGACUUCCUGUUGACUAACAACAAGUACUGAAGUGUUGCAGACUUGCUAAUCCCAACACAGUUCCUAUUCUUCCCUUUACUUCAGAGACCCAAUAGUUACAUCUGUGAAACCAGGUAUCCUGGGGAAACCACAAUGUACCUCUGGUCAGUAACACUAGGGAGAAGAAAGCCCUGGGGGUUCAGCCAAGUCUCUUAUCUCAAACACCAUAUAAUAAUAAUAAUAAUAGUAAUAAAAAUAAAAUGGUUGUCCUUAAUCUAGUACUCAGGAAGACAGGUGGGAAAGAUGUUCCUGAGGAACCAAUCUCCCAGUUGUGCAGCUGUUUUCUAGGAGAGGGACUGCCUGGUACAGGCUGGGCAUAUGAUUUGACCUCAUAAUGUGUUCAAGGAGCAUCACUUUGGGAUUAGAGCAGCCUGUGCCAUAAUGAAAGAGUCCAGCUGGGCUUUCUGGCAUCACUGUGUAGUUUCUUGCCGUGAGUGGGCGAAGAGCCAUCUUUAUAGUUUUAGUUUGGUUCCAAUUGUCAUUUUUAUUUAUUGGGUGGAGGCUGUGAAAUCUUGUGAUCCAUACCUUUUUAGGCUGUGACAGGGAACACUGGAGAACAAGAAAUGUGUUAGAGGAAAGAGAGCAGGAACUGGGAGCUGUGUUCGAGAGAAGGGUUAGCACCACGAUGCAGAAAAGACCUCCAGGUCUGUGCCCAAUAGGCUAUGCAAAUUUAAUUUGCUUGCUGAUCAGAGGACAUCUUAUUCAUCCUCCUCCCCCCUUCCCCCAACCCCCCCUCUUUUUGUGAGAUAUUACUAGGCAUUGCCUGUAAAAACUGAAUCAUCUUUUUAAACAUUGCAAACAAAGAUUUCACAGACCAUUAA
Molecule: messenger RNA, 3794 nt
Organism: Heteronotia binoei (common prickly gecko)
Lineage: Eukaryota; Metazoa; Chordata; Lepidosauria; Squamata; Gekkonidae
Gene: ISM2
Product: isthmin 2
Exons: 6
Coding region: 323-1789 (488 amino acids)
Source: RefSeq, a predicted model, not a curated record